This is a messenger RNA of Macrobrachium nipponense, 2790 nucleotides long. It is a transcript of the gene amon, whose product is annotated as neuroendocrine convertase 2-like. The transcript has 14 exons. Gene Ontology annotation, cellular component: neuron projection; membrane. NCBI's taxonomy places the organism in Eukaryota, Metazoa, Arthropoda, Malacostraca, Decapoda, Palaemonidae. Bases 357 to 2252 code for a protein of 631 amino acids. Gene Ontology annotation, biological process: peptide hormone processing. The record is from RefSeq and is a predicted model, not a curated record. Gene Ontology annotation, molecular function: serine-type endopeptidase activity.
GCGCUGUGUCAGUUGGCGCGCGACCAUCACACCAUAAGCACCCCACUACACCAUCUGGGGAAGGUGCCAGCACACAUUUACGAAUUGACAUAAGCGCCGAGGAAGAACGCGUCAUUCCCGAGCGAGCUCAGCGCAGCUGAGACACCGAAAGGAAACUGUCUAAGGCAGCGGCCGCAGCCAUUCGAUCGGAAGAAGAGUCGGAGGGUCUCGGGAAGAAGGGCAACCGAGCAGAACGGAGGAGCGCGGAAACGUUGGCGGGGUCACGAAGGUGUUUGGGGGGCGGGGGGGCAGGAAGGGGACUGCCAGGGCUUAAAGGGAACUGCUGUAGCAGCAGCAGAAACAGCAGCAGCUGUAGCAUGCUGGGUCUGCUGCUCCUGCCGUCCCUUUUGGCUCUGCUGCCAUGUUCAUGCUUGGCCACCACCCACGUCUUCACCAACUCCUUCUUGGUGAAGAUCCCCGGCGCCGACAACAACCUCGCUCACACCGUCGCCGCCAGGAAUGGAUUCGAGAAUCGAGGACCGAUUGCCGGCUUGCCUGAGGAGUUCCACUUUGUACAUCACGCCCUCCCUCAUGCCCGAUCGAAGAGGAGCGUGCCCCAUAUGCGAAAACUCAAAGCUGACCCCCUGAUCCAUUCUGCAUACCAGCAAGUCGGCUUCAAACGGGUGAAGAGAGGAUUUAAGCUUCUCAAAGUCGAGAAUCUUGUGCCACUUCAGACCAUUCAAAGUCACCAAGAUCCAACGGAUCCUUUCUUUCCUUACCAAUGGUACCUGAAGAACACAGGGCAGAAUGGUGGGAAGCCAAAAUUAGAUCUGAACGUGGAAGCCGCUUGGGCUCAAGGGUUUACCGGUCGCAAUGUCACCACUGCAAUCAUGGACGACGGCAUCGACUAUAUGCACCCUGAUCUUCGUAACAACUACAACGCACCAGCCAGUUGGGAUUUCAGUAGCAACGAUCCGUUUCCUUACCCUCGGUAUACUGAUGAUUGGUUUAACAGCCAUGGCACUCGGUGCGCGGGAGAAGUUUCAGCCGCACGAGACAACGGUGUUUGUGGUGUUGGGGUCGCCUAUAACUCCCUAGUAGCAGGUAUAAGAAUGUUGGACCAGCCAUACAUGACUGACCUGAUUGAAGCCAACAGUAUGGGUCACGAACCAAAUCUUAUUCAUAUAUACUCAGCUUCCUGGGGACCUACUGAUGAUGGAAAGACGGUUGAUGGACCCAGAAAUGCAACAAUGAAGGCCAUUGUUCGGGGAGUGAAUGAGGGUCGCAACGGACUAGGUAACAUCUAUGUAUGGGCAUCUGGCGAUGGUGGGGAGGACGACGAUUGCAAUUGUGAUGGAUAUGCAGCUAGUAUGUGGACCAUCAGUAUUAAUUCAGCCAUCAAUGAUGGUUCAAAUGCUCAUUACGACGAAUCUUGCUCUUCUACUCUUGCAUCAACUUUCAGUAACGGUGCUAAAGAUCCAAGCACAGGCGUGGCAACAACUGAUCUCUACGGGAAAUGCACAAAAACACAUUCUGGAACUUCAGCAGCUGCACCGGAAGCCGCUGGAGUUUUCGCUCUUGCCCUUGAAGCUAACCCACUACUAACUUGGCGUGACAUUCAGCAUCUGACUGUUCUUACUAGCAAAAGAAAUUCUCUCUUUGAUGCCAAGAGGAGAUUUGCAUGGCAUAUGAAUGGUGUUGGAUUAGAAUUCAAUCAUCUCUUUGGAUUUGGUGUUCUGGACGCAGGUGCCAUGGUUGCUCUGGCUAAGGACUGGGUGACAGUACCUCCUCGGUAUCACUGCCAAGCGGGAAUUUUCGCAGAAUCUAAGCAAAUGUAUGUUAACAAGUCCGUAGUAAUGGAAAUAGAGACUGAUGCUUGUGCAGGCAGUGAAACAGAAGUCAACUACUUAGAACAUGUGCAAGCAGUCAUCACUUUGAAUUCUACCCGCCGAGGGGAUGUGGAACUAUUCCUGGUCUCUCCAAUGGGAACAAAAUCAAUGAUUCUUAGUCAACGUCCUAACGAUGACGAUGGUCGUGAUGGAUUCACCAAGUGGCCGUUCAUGACUACCCACACUUGGGCUGAAAAUCCUCGAGGAAAGUGGAGAUUAGAGGCUCAGUUAUCAAGCAACACUCCACAGGAUGGAUGGCUUAAAGAAUGGACAUUAAUGCUACAUGGAACCAGGGAUGCCCCAUAUGACCACCUCUCCGUCAAAGACCCUAAUUCAAAACUUGCUAUAGUUAAGAAGGCACAUGAAGACAAGAAAAAAAUGUAAUUCCAUGGAAAAUCGAUAAACAUAUGAAACAGAAAAGUAGUUAACUAUUAAAUUUGCUUAAUUGAUUCGAGAGUGAAUGACACCUGCAGAUCCCUCCGACUGUAGUGGGAGACAAAUGCAGAGAAAGUGCAAGAAAACUACUGCCACAUAAAAAUGAGUUCAAACAGCCACUUCAACACAAGGUUGCAUUGAUCUCUGAAUUGGUGGAGGAAGUAAACAUUGGUUAGUAAACUUAAGAAAGAGAAGUAGACAUAAUAUCUCCUUAUUACAAUAUGCCAUAGAAGCAGCCCUUUUUGCCUAGUAGCUUAUUGGCCCCACUGACAUAGAUCCCAGCCCUACGUCAGUGGGGCCUUGCUCUAGUGGGGGCUGCUCAUUCAUUCCAGAUAACCCUUAGGAAAUGGAAGUCUUGAGCCUGCUUUACCAUAAAGCAGAAACAAGUACAGUAUAGGUAAAUCAACAGAGUCAUAUAUUCACAGAGUAAAGUUAGAAAGUGUAUUCUUUUAGAAACUACAUUACAUAUAUAUAUAUAUAUAUACAU